Daphnia magna is the source of this 888-nucleotide messenger RNA. RefSeq lists its product as uncharacterized. NCBI's taxonomy places the organism in Eukaryota, Metazoa, Arthropoda, Branchiopoda, Diplostraca, Daphniidae. The transcript has a single exon. The record is from RefSeq and is a predicted model, not a curated record. Bases 17 to 628 code for a protein of 203 amino acids.
AGCGGCCAUAAAAUCUAUGAAAAAGCUCGUCAUCGGCUCCAGAACCGGGGGCCAACCGGAUCCGGACAAGCUGGCAAAGGCCAUUUUGCUGUUUCGAAACGCCCCGCGUUAUGGUGGGGCCUCCCCGGCCCAGCUAGUGUUCAACCGGCCCAUCCGUGACAGCUUGCCCGCCCACCGACGAUCUUUCGCCCCCGAGUGGCAGAGGGCAGCUGACGUUCUGGAACAGCGGAUGCAUCGCGCAUUGGCGCGAACAACAUCCCGCUAUAACGCCACCGCUCAUCAUUUAGCCGCAUUCCCGCUUGGCGCUCAUGUGCUCGUACAGCAUCACGCGACAAAGCGAUGGGACACCCCCGCCGUCGUCGUAGAGGUAGGCGACAACCGCGACUACAUCGUCAAAACGGCAUCAGGACGCCUAUACCGCCGAAACCGCCGCCUACUCCGCCAACGCGUGGUGGUCAUGCCGGGAACCGCGGUACCGACGAACGUCCCAGCCCAAAUCGCCCCAGCUCCAGCCCCGGAGCCAGACAUCGAGCCGCGCCAGAGACAACAACGUCGGCCCAGGAACUACGGCCCGGCAACUCGACGUUCAGCCAGAACACACAGCGCCCCGCUUCGCUACCCGGCCUAGCGCCGGAACACGCGAGCUGCAACACGGGUUUUUCUUUUUUUUUUAACCCCCCCGCUCCGUCUAUGUUGUUUUGUCCCCCUUCGUCUCAACAAACCAGCAUUCUCAUUUCGGCUCCUUUUAUUAUUCAUGCCCCCCGCCUCAAACCUAGUAUGGCUACCAGGCCAUGUAUGUAUCCAAACGCUAUGUGUCCCUCAAACCAUUCUCAUCCGUUUCCCUCGCCAAUUGAAGCCUCAAAAAAAAAAAAAAAAAAAAAAAAAAAA